Columba livia (rock pigeon) is the source of this 9814-nucleotide messenger RNA. RefSeq names its product granule associated Rac and RHOG effector 1 (gene GARRE1). The coding region runs from base 4458 to 7634 and encodes 1058 amino acids. NCBI's taxonomy places the organism in Eukaryota, Metazoa, Chordata, Aves, Columbiformes, Columbidae. Gene Ontology annotation, biological process: Rac protein signal transduction. Gene Ontology annotation, molecular function: CCR4-NOT complex binding. The transcript is spliced from 16 exons. The record is from RefSeq and is a predicted model, not a curated record.
UGAUAAUUCCAUAAUUUUCGACAUGAGAGGGAAUGAAAGGCCUAAUCAUCGUGUCCCUCUCUUCUGUAUAGAAUAUCGUUUAUUUUCCUGGGCAAAACUCCAGCUGUUCAGUGCUGAAUCUAAUGCUACUCAAAGCCAGUAAGCCCAGAAACCGUUUGGAAAGUGUUCUCGGGAUGCAGGAGUUGUGGUGUGGAGACACCAAGCUCUGUAUUAGCUACAUGACAAAAAAGCUCGUGGCCGCAACUGUCGUGAGCCAGUAGGUGUGUGUGCUGAGGCAGUUUUUCUGACAUGCGCUCCUGUUUCCUAUUUUUGGAAAUGAAAAUCAUAUUUUGGAAUACUUAAUACUUUUCAAGUAGGAGACUUUCAGUGGAUGAGUUGGGGGGAGAAGGCAAACAUUAAGAUAGAUAAAGCUUGUACCCUGAACUGGAGAAAAUAUAUAUUAGUAAAUAUUAGGUUUGGUUUUAAUUUUAGUCACAAAGGAAUAGCAUGGUAAUACACUUAUUAAAUAUGAAAAAGUGAAUAGUUUACACGUGGAAAUACGUGCUAAUAGUAGCCACUUCAUUUAUAUGAGUGGGUUACAAUUAGUAUGUUUAAUGCAACUAAGAAAACACAUUUACAAGGCUUUUUCUUUCUCUUGUGUAGUCUAGUAUCAAGAGAAUGUUAUAGAUGUAUUCUGUGGCAAGUGUAGAGAAUUUAGAGGAAAGGAAAAGGAAAAAUUGUUGGUGUUGAGUUACUCCAAAUAUUUUUUGAAAGGUUUCAUCAUCCUUGUUGUAAACAGGAAAAAAAAAAUCACAUAAGGGCUUUAUGGGAUUUUCUGUACAUAAUCUGUCUUAUGUUUCUGGUACUCAAAACUUCCUUCUACAUAGAAGAGCUUUAAAUGUAUAGAUGAUCUGUGAUUUUUCCCUGCCUUGAAAUGCUACUUUUGUCUCACACUAACUUCAGUGCAUGUUUUAUUUUAGUGCUCUGUGUUCGGGUGUUCUUUUUAAGAAGUUGCGCAGCAUCACAAAAUCAGUUAAAACAGUCUAGAAAUUUGGUUUAGGGAUGUUUAUUUCAGUGGCAAAAUUCAAGUGUGUAUAUGCUAAUAAGUGUGAGUAAUGUGGCAUUUAUGAAAUGUGCUAUUUAUGUUUGCAAGAGCAGCAGAAUGGCUGGAAGCCAUGUCUAAAAGUUGACAUCUGAUUUAUCAAUGAGGAAAUGCUGCUGUUUCCAGAGCCUUUAUAAACAGUAUGUCACUGUGAUAUACUGCUUUCCAUGAUCGCUCAGGUGGAGGGGAUAAGAAGGUAAAAGUGACCACAGUGAUUCAGAUUUCAAAAUUGAUCCAACUCAACCUUCUUUAUCCCAUGAAGUUAUAAAUGGAUACCCUAGGGAAGGCAAGAAUAGAGUGGAUUUGUGAGCUACACUUAUUUAAAUCUCGGUCUUCAACAGUUUUCUGCAUAUAGGAUUUCCCGGGCCUGUGGUUAGUCUGCCUAGUAAACUGAAAGAGCCCCUCUGGAAAAAAAGAGCGAUAAAGAGACCAGAACCUCCUGCCAAAUUUGAUGUGUGGGUAAAUGAUGGAUUUAUGUGGUGGCAUAAUUAUGUUUCUGGUUUUCCCAAGAGUGACGCUCCCUUCCAAAUUGCUUUGCUAAUAAUUUGUAAUACAAGAUUUACUCUUCUGACGCCACCAUUCCGUAUCAGGGUGACAUUUUAGCAAAACCAGUCAGUUGUAACACCAAGGUCAUCUUCCUAGGUGGUAAUGAUCAGGCCAGAGCCAACCAUUUUGUGUGUGAGGCCAGGAUGGUUUUUCCUCAUGUAUGAGUUGAUAAAUGUAUCCAUAAUGAAUCUAGUCUCUUAUUUUAGUCCCUCAGUCCUGUAAAGUUAUGCCAUUCUUUGUAUGUGUGUGUGUAUAUAUAUAGUAGUGCAUGUAGUAUGUCAUGCUUAAACGCUUGGGCUCUUACUCCCACUUGUCUUUCCAAGUCUUGUUUAAAAUCUGAUUUGUUUGGGGCAAUUAAAACUUCCUCAGAAGAACCUGCCUUUUGAAAGAUGUAUCGAAGGUAGCCUAUACAGAAUGUCUUUCAAUUACUUCUCUUAAGUGCUUUGCCAAAGGGUGGGAAUUAUUUCCAUUUUUCUAGGCGCAGAAGCUUUUUAUGCAGUAUUUGAGUCCAUGGGCAAGUAGUUUUAAGCCAGUGGGACUAAAAGUCUAUGUAGAGCCCUCUGCUUGGUUUCUUCAGCUGCACUGGCUCAGCAGUAACUAGGUCUUCAAGGCGAUUUCCUAAACCUCUUCAACAAAUUUCAGUGGAAGUUUUUAGCACACAUUUUACAAUGUGUAUUGAAAACUUCUCUUCCUGGUGAAUGAUACUGAAAAACACAUAUGGCAUUUGCUUAUGCCGGAAAGCUGCAGUUAAUGAUUUAAGGAGGUACUUGAGUAUAUGAGAAAUACCACUAACUUUAGUGGAACUAAGCGUAUGCUUAAGUCCAUUGGUGAAGUGAACCCAAAGGUUAAGCUGCAUCCUGGUUUAAGAUGUCUACUAUGCCAUUAUAGGGUUGUAGUUAUUUGGUUUUGGUGUUCUUUGUUGUAUUGUGUUCUCCCCCAUGUAAAAGCUGGUCUUCUGCAGAAACACGGGAAAUCGUGAUUUUUGUGGUUAUUACAGAACUGAGAAACAACUUCAUUUUGUUUUCUUAAUGCUUGUUUUCUUUACAUUUUAACAAGGAAAUACCUUGCUAGACUCUUCGUGCUUACUGUGUUUACAAGUGAAACUGCAAUCGGGAGUGACAAGUAAAGAGCAGUCUAACACAGGUGGCUUGUCCUAUAGCUCAGAAAGACUUUUAAGUGCACAUAUGAUGUUUGGGGUGGGUUUGCAAGGAAAGACUUGGGAGGGGGUAGGUGGAUGGGAAUUAUGUCAAUUGGCCAUAGUUGGACCAUGAUACACAAGCCUGACCAAGUAAUAUUCCCGUUCAGCAUAUGCUCCAAUUGAGUAUUUCUGUAGUUCAGCCUUUUCUUGCUGUCAUCCCUUCAGCAGGAAGAGAAACGUGUGGCUGAAAAGGCCAUUUGUGGGAAUAGACGUUAGGUUAUUAUCAAGACAUUUCUAGAAAUUGUCAGCGCUCUGUCCCUUCGCUGAAAGCAUGGCCUGCAGUUCUUCACUGGGUUUUGAAGUGUGUGUUUUCCGCUGGCUGGCUGUGACACGUGCUGUCAGAGCGAGAGGCGUCUGUUCCCUGCAGUCCUGCAGGCACUGACCAGCACCCCGGAGUUCUGCAGGUGGUAUUUGCUGGGAGGCAGAGCUGUGCCUUUUCUGCAGAAAGUUUGUGCUGUUCAUAUUCACUCUUACUGUGGUCUCACAAGUCUUGUCUUCAUCUUAGCGUGUUUUAAUGUCCUGAUGAGAGAGCAGGAGGGAGUGCGCUGGUGGCUGCUGUGAAGUGCGCCCUUUUGGGAGUUCUCUUUCAAAAGGGUCCUGCUUUCAAAAUAGAUAACCUAAGCACCUAUUGCCAAGGGAGGAUUGAAACAGUGAUCCCGAUCUGACACAGGCGUCUAUUUUUGACAUUCAGGGAGGCACCCUCAUCUGAAAGAAGGUAUCCGUGGUUGGACUGUGGGUGGCCUGGCCAGGUGAUGGAUCUGAUGUGCACGCAGCGACAGCAGAACUUGAAGGAAAUGACCUAGAGGCCUUACAAAUACAUUCGUGCAUUUUUGUUCCGAGUCUACAAUUGAGGACGAAUGCAGUCUGGAAGCACCGCUUAAUGUUACAACGGAAACAACUACCUCAACAAACAAGGAAAGGGGAAGAAGGCUUGCAAUAAUAAACACUAAUUUUUAAUAGCUUAUACUUGCGAAGUCUUCUGUAAACAGAGUCCAGAUUUUUUUUUAAUCCCCUCCAGUAUUAAGAAGAGACACUACAAAUAAACUAAUUUGGCAGACUGGAUCUGUCAAGACAUUUGAAGAUAUUUGAUCUGCUAACACAACAAUUUGCUUUUUGAAGGAAGGAGCCUCUGCACUGCUUUUACAAUCGCUGUUGAUCGGUGGUUUGCUCCACUUUUCCUGAUAUUGCCAAUGGGGAAAUUGUAUUAAGGUCUUGCUUCUAAAACUAUUAUUUGCAUUGACAAAAAUAACUUUUGUAGACUUAACAGCAAGUGACAAUAAUGUGCUCAUGAAGAAAUUGUAGGUGAUAACUUCUCUGCUCCAGUGUUGCUUUUCCGUGUGCAGAGUGGAGUACCGAACCAGAGGCAGAGCAUGGUUGAGAGAAUACAGCUUGCUUUUUGAGUACAGUUUAUAACUGCAGCAGGGCUGCACUGAACACUGAAAAUACAAAGUCAGCAAGUCUGCUGCCUUUCUCACUGCUGAUACAGAUUAUACAGACACUUGCCUUUUUGAAAUGCCUUUUGUGAAACCUAUGUACGCAGUCCUCCACUGUUACUGUACAUAACUAUAUAUUUGGGGAAGGAAUUUGACAAGUGAUUGUUAAUUCAAGGAAUCUUCGGACAGGCACUCACUUAUGUAUUGCUGUAGUGCACAAGAAAGCAAAAUGGACUAUAAGCGGCGCUUUUUGCUUGGCGGGUCCAAGCAAAAAGUGCAGCAACACCAGCAGUAUCAAAUGCCUGAGCUAGGCAGGACCCUGAGCGCUCCGCUGGCAUCGACGGCCCCGGCGUCCCCUCUGGUCUCCUCAGCUGCUGCGGGCAGCUGCAGCCACCCCGUGUCCCACACGACUCCCAUCGCAGACAUCCAGCAGGGAAUCUCCAAAUACCUGGAUGCACUCAACGUGUUUUGCCGUACGAGCACUUUCCUUACAGACCUUUUCAGCAGUGUAUUUAGGAACUCGCACUAUUCUAAGGCAGCUAUGCAACUGAAAGACGUGCAGGAACAUGUCAUGGAAGCAGCGAGUCGACUCACAGCAGCAAUAAAACCAGAAAUAGCAAAAAUGCUGAUGGAACUGAGUGCAGGAGCUGCAAACUUCAAAGAUCAAAAAGAGUUCAGCCUACAAGACAUUGAGGUCCUCGGGCGGUGUUUCCUGACCGUGAUGCAGGUCCACUUCCAGUUCCUGUCCCAGGCUCUGCAGAAGGUCCAGCCGGUGGCCCACUCCUGCUUUGCUGAAGCUGUAGCGCAAGAGAGAAAGAACAUUAGUGGGGUUGGAGCCUCAAAUUUAAGCCCCACAAAUGAGCUAGAAGAUGCAAUAAGAUCAUGGAGAGGCGCAGCAGAGGCCACAUCUCGCCUGCGAGAAAGAGGCUGUGAUGGAUGUUUGGCAGGAAUUGAAGUUCAGCAACUCUUCUGCUCGCAGAGCGUGGCAAUCCCUGAGCAUCAGCUCAAAGAGCUAAAUGUGAAAAUUGACAGCGCUUUGCAGGCUUACAAAGUGGCUUUGGAGAGUUUAGGCCAUUGUGAAUAUGCAAUGAAGGCUGGCUUCCACUUGAACCCAAAAGCUAUUGAAGCAAGUCUUCAGGGCUGUUGCAGUGAAGCUGAAGCCCAGCAAACGGGAAGGAGACAGACUCCGCCUCAGCCAAUUCAGUGCGAACUGCCCACUGUACCUGUUCAGAUAGGAUCGCAUUUUCUGAAAGGAAUAUCCUUCAAUGAGUCUGCAGCAGAAAACCUGAAGCUGAAAACGCACACAAUGCUGCAGUUGAUUAAGGAAGCUGGAUGCCACAAUGGACUCACACCGCGGGAUGACUCUCCUGUUACCGAAGUACUAAAUCAGGUUUGCCCUUCCACUUGGCGAGGAGCCUGCAAAACUGCUGUGCAACUGUUAUUUGGCCAAGCUGGACUGGUGGUUGUGGACACAGCACAGAUUGAAAAUAAAGAAGCCUAUGCUCCUCAGAUAAGUUUAGAAGGAUCCAGAAUUGUGGUGCAAGUUCCAUCAACUUGGUGUCUGAAGGAAGAUCCAGCAACAAUGUCUUUGCUACAGAGGAGUCUGGAUCCUGAGAAGACUUUGGGAUUAGUAGAUGUGCUCUAUACCGCCGUGUUUGACAUACACAGGUGGAAGGAAGGAAGGGAGCAAGCUUUGCCUUGUAUUCAGAUCCAGUUACAGCGUGAAAUCUCAGACUUUGGGAAUCAAGUUGACAUGCCAUCUGGAAAUGGAAGCAAAUCUUCGGGUGGUCUGCAAAAAACGUUCUCAAAACUGACUUCAAGGUUUACAAAAAAAACUUCCUGUACCAGUACAAGUAAUACUGGAAGUUAUUCAAUCCCCAAUACACCUUCCAAAAAUGUCUUCAUAAGUUCCAACUCAGAGGAGAAAGCUAAAAUGCCCACUAACAUAGAUGCACGGUUACAAAGCAUUUUGAACAUUGGCAGUUUUCCUAGGACCACAGAUCCACUGCAGUCAAUUCAGAGCACAAAUAAUCAGCUGGUGAAUGGAUUUCUAGUUGAAAGAUGGGACAACUUCUUCAAACCAGAUGAUGGCAAGGACGACAAAGGUAUGAAUUUGCCAACUGACCAAGAAAUGCAGGAUGUUAUAGAUUUCUUGUCUGGUUUUAACAUGGGCAAAUCCCAGCAGACUUCUCCAAUGGUGAAAAGAAGGAACUCUGUUGCAUCCUCUACAGCAGCAGAACAAAAAUCAGGAACAGUACAACAGCAGCCGCAGUCUGUGUCUCACACCCCACUGCAUCCUUCUCAGCAAGGCUUGUCACAGCAACAACAGUCACAAAAGCAGCAGCAGCAAGUGCAGUAUUACCAGCACUUGCUUCAACCUAUUGGACCACAGCAACGCGUACCUGCCAAGUGGCUGACUAAUUCUUCGCAGCAGCCAGCCCAAGCUGUUGGAGCUGGAUUGUCUCAUAUAAACCAGUGGAACAAUCCUGGUUUUUCAGAUUUAAGCUCUGAUUUGUACAGCUUGGGUCUCGUGAGCAGCUAUAUGGACAAUAUGAUGUCAGAGAUGUUGGGACAGAAACCACAAGGACCUAGAAACAACACAUGGCCAAAUCGUGACCAAACUGAUGGAGUGUUUGGGAUGUUGGGAGAAAUCCUGCCUUUUGACCCUGCAGUUGGCUCUGAUCCAGAAUUUGCCCGCUACGUUGCUGGAGUGAACCAGGCUAUGCAACAAAAGAGGCAAGCACAGCACGUCCGUCGUCCAAGCAACACACGCGGCAACUGGCCUCUUCCUGACGAUCCUCAUAAAACCUGGCCCUUUCCUGAGUAUUUCACAGAAGGUGAUGUGACAAAUAGCUGGUCUGGUACUCAAGGAGACUCUGCCAGCUCAAGUGAUGAGACCUCCUCAGCUAAUGGAGACAGUUUGUUCUCCAUGUUCUCAGGGCCAGACCUCGUUGCUGCUGUAAAGCAGAGAAGAAAACACAGUAGCGGCGAACAGGAGCCUAGUACGCUACCAUCACCACCUCUUCUUUCUGCAGCAGAUGACCGCAGUCAGGAUAAUAAAACCAAAACCUGGCCUCCGAAGGCACCCUGGCAGCACACGUCCUCUGUCACCAACACGCUCCCCGGUCAGAGCACAUCUCUGUAUCCCAUGAGCAGCCCCGUCAGCCAGUGGAGCGACACGAUGCAGAUCCUGCAGUCCCCGGUGUGGGCAGCAGCCAACGACUGCGCUCCCGCAGCAGGAAUCUCGUCCAGCUUUGCCUACGCGCAGCAGCAGCAAUCGCAACAACAGGCGUCCCAGCACAAACCGAUGAAUAAGGGCUUUAAAUCUUUUCCAGUAAAGCACGAACGCAGACCAUCCUACCUGCAUCAGUACUAAUUGCUUUUCAUAUUGGAAAAUGCAGCACAGGGCCAAACGUAAAUGACAGAUACUUUGUUUCACAAUUGUGUAUUGGCUAUAUGCUGUUUAUCUCAUUAAAUAUGGAAUGGAGGGCGUUUGGGUGAGAUGUACAAACUCUUCAAUUCUGAUUUACAGUGCUGAGCAAAUAUGGCCAAUAUGUUUGUUUGAUGUUCAUGAAACAGCCCAAAACUGUGAUGUAGAAAUGUGUAUACUGCCUUUACUUUCAAAACUUUUUUUUUAAGGAACUGCUGAAGGCCUAUCAUACAAGAAACACUGUAUUUUAUAGCUAUUUUUCAUAUAGAUUUAUAGUUAAACAUCUUACUGAAACACAUUGAAUAUGUUGAAGCAAAUAUAUAGCAGUCACUUUGCUCAACACUGUUUAAAUUUAUAAUGGACAAGCUGUAAAGUCUUUGUAUUCUCCAUAAAUGGCCCGUGGGCAGCUGUUUUUAAAUGAAGUGCAACAGCAGCUCUUCGUGCGCCACACAAGUGAGUUCAUUAUGAAACUGUUGCAGAAACAGUUGUGAAUUUGAGUUUUGUGGUAAGCAGAACCACUCAACCUUGUGUCAUAAAUCUUAUCUGAGCUGCUUAAAGUAGAUGGCAUCUGUGUGGAUAAUAUGACACUGGUUUUCAGAUAAACACACCGUUUCUUACUGCUUCAUUUGGCCAAAGGCAUUAUCCACACAGUGCUCCUUCCAUGUGUGAAAGUCUAGCCUAAAAGACUACUUGCAUAUAUUUAAAGUCUUACUUCAGAUGCUACAGUUGAUGAAAAAUUGUGAGCUGGCUCAGAAGAUACUAAACUGAAAUGUGGGGUAGCAGUUAGUUAAAAGAACAUUAUUUUUUUUUAAAAGGAUAAAGUAAUUAUUUGCCGUCAAUAUGUGCCAUUAAGUGAACCUGUGGAAUUAGGAAUAACCUUCCAACCAAAGUGGAUCCGGGAGAGUGACUGGUGCUUAAAAACUGAAGAACAAUGGUAAAUAUAUGUAUAGCUAUCCCACUGUAUAUUAAUUGAGAUUACAGAAGAUUCUUUAUAUAGUUAGAGCUUAUUUAAAUUUUCAUAUUUCAUCUUUGAAAGAGUCUAAAAACCACAAUAUUUUCUGGUAUAAGAGUUUUGACAGUAUUAAUCUUAUUUUUGUAUUUUUCUUAAGUCAUAUCAUUCUAAUACGUUAACUACUAGUAAAAUGGGUUAUUAGUUCUAACUACAUAAUUUUUCAAUGAAGAUAAAGCACAUUUGUUGGUUUUGUUUUUACAAACUAAGUACAUCUAUAUCUAAAGAUACCAAAAAAUAAAUACAUUAUAUAUAUAUAUAUAAAUAAAAAGUAUACACAACACUAAAACUAUUAAACAUUGGGGUAUUUAAAACCCAUCCACCUUUUUUGUUUGUAUGGUGACGGGCUCUAUUUGCAGGCCCAGAUUGUUACCUUUUGUGCUGUUUGAGGAUGCCAAUGUUGCCUGUAUUUAUGAUAUUGUCACCAUGUUUUCAGAAACUUCAUACUUACCAUGUUUACAAAGAUUUGUUUGCUGUACAUAGACUUUUUACAGUAAUGUGCUUUGCACAAUCAGUGUGGCUUCUGUCUGUAAAUUGUUAAUGAUCUGUACUACUAUAAUUUUGAAAACCCUCUGCUGAAAAUGUUAGUGGUUAUUUAACUUGAUGAAUGGUUUUGAGUUUCCUACAUCUUGUCAUUUAGAUCUAAUAUUAAAUCCUAAAUUUGGUUGUACUUACUGGUUAUUCAUACUAAGACCAAAACGGAGGUUAAUGAAAACACUUAGUUUUGAACUUUUUCUAACAAGUGCCAAAAUCAUUGCUAUAGUUUUUGCAGUUUAUUCAUAAUUACAAAUGCUGGCAAGUUUCUGGACCUACAGAAGUGAAUUGCGAAAACAAAGUUUGUCUGCAUUUUGACCACGUAGGUGCUACUCUGUCCUUUGCUUCCGAUUGUUCUGAACACUGGUAAUUUUAAGAAUUGUUGCACUUGGCAAAUGAGUCUUGCCAUUAAACUUCACUUACACUGCCAAGUGCAAGGGUUUGGUGCUUAGUUAACUUACCCUUAUUGCAGUGCUUCUUGUGAAUAGCUAAUGCUUCUGAACUGGAACUGUACAUUUUGUAUUUUAAAGCUUCUGUAAAAGUAAACUAUUUGCUUUAUUAAAGAUACACAUUUAAUAGGUCA